AUGGCCACACCAUUCAAAGACGCCAGCAAGAUUAGUAUUGGGAGGAAUACCAUACCAGUUCCUCCCACGUUUUCUGACCCGCUCGAACAUCGGGCGUUCCUGAAAUUCCGUUUGGCUCAAGCAUUUCGUAUCUUUGCAAAGUACGGUUAUGAUGAAGGCGUCGCUGGACAUAUCACUGUCCGGGACCCGAUCAGACAAGAUUGUUACUGGGUCAACCCCAAGGGCGUUCACUUCAAGAUCAUACAGCCUGAGGGCCUCCUUCUCGUGGACCGCGGAGGGAAGAUACAAGAAAAUGAAUCUGGACCUUCCCGGCGGCUCAGCCGGGCCGCGUACAUGAUCCAUUCAUCGAUUCAUCAAGCUCGCCCAGAUGUUGUUUGCGUUGCGCAUUCGCAUACUACGUAUGCUAAGGCGUUCGGCCUUCUGGGAGUGCCCCUUGAUCCCCUUACUCAGGACAGCUGUGCGUUUUACGAGGAUCAUGCUCUGUAUAGUGAAUUUCGUGGUAUCGUCGUUGACCGUGAGGAAGGUCUGGCUAUAGCGAAUGUUCUUGGUUCGAAAAAGGCUCUUAUCCUCCAGAACCACGGGAUCCUCGUUGCCACCAAGUCGAUUGAAUCUGCUGUUUUCUUUUUCAUCUCUUUGGAAAAGUGCUGCAAGGUCCAAAUGGUAGUGGACCAGGCCGCCGCCGCUCGUGGACUGAAACCGCGUCUUAUUGACCCAGUAAGUGCGGCUAGCACACGGGAAUCCCUUGGAUCUGAGAUGGGGGGCUGGUUUGAUGGGAUUCCAGAGUUUCAGCUCUUGGAGCACGAAGAAGAAAAGAGAUUCGAGUAUGUUCCCGCACCACAGGAGAUCGUUUAG
This is a messenger RNA of Suillus discolor, 852 nucleotides long. Its product is annotated as class II aldolase/adducin domain-containing protein. The coding region runs from base 1 to 852 and encodes 283 amino acids. Gene Ontology annotation, cellular component: cytoskeleton. The transcript has 7 exons. Gene Ontology annotation, molecular function: actin filament binding. Lineage: Eukaryota; Fungi; Basidiomycota; Agaricomycetes; Boletales; Suillaceae. The record is from RefSeq and is a predicted model, not a curated record.